Sphenostylis stenocarpa is the source of this 252-nucleotide messenger RNA. The record is from the annotation of a GenBank genome assembly. NCBI's taxonomy places the organism in Eukaryota, Viridiplantae, Streptophyta, Magnoliopsida, Fabales, Fabaceae.
AUGAAUGCGAGGGCUCACGGGAGGCGUGAAGGUGGCCACGCUCGGAUUGAAAUUGAGGGCCGCGGGAGUGAGGUUUGGGGUGUUGUCAGAGUGAAGGCUCAAGGAGGCGCGGUGAGAGGGAGGAGAGGCGGCUUGCAGAGGUGGGCGAUGCCAAGGUUAGAUGGCGAGGAGGGGUGGAAGAUAAGAAUGGAGGAUCGGGUAUUGGCAGAGAUGGGUCAUGGUGAAAAUGAUGGAAGAGUCAGUGGCCGGUGA